AUGGCUGCCAUCAACCACUAACAAAUCACUUCUUUUUAGGGAAAGAUGAGAAAUCAAAGAAAAGGAGUGGAAAAAAAAAAUAAAAAAGGACCGACCCACUUCCUGCGUUGCCUGCUGCUGCUUUCCUUUUCACCAGGAGAGGAGAUGGAAUGGGGGUGUGAACCAGAGGCUGCAGCUCCUCUUCCCUCCCGCUGAUCAAGCUGCAGGCGUGACUGGGACUGAGCCAGUACAAGCCGGCUGUCACAUGAGAAGGGGCUGAACAUACAUGGUCUGUCUGUGGCUGCAGAGCUCAGAUGUGUAAGUUUACCCACAGAGUGUUGCUGCUCUGGCAUCAGCCCUGCUCUGUACCAGCCCUGCUCCCCAGGCCAGGAGCAGGAGCUGCAGCGUCCCUGUGGUGUCUUGGUGAGCAGAAAAUGUGAGCCCAGGCUCUUCUGCUGGGGCAGAGCAAAGGAGAAUCAGUGUCCCAGCUCUGGAAGGCAGAAAGUGUCCUUUAAGUCUGGCUUAGCAUAAAUCCUGGGCUAAGUUCUGCUUUUCUUGUGCUUUGUCUAGCAUAAAAGAGGUUUCUCUCAGUUUAACAAGAGCCAAACCCAUGUGGAGUGUUUACAGAUCUGUACUGUCUCGCUGAGGCAGAGCUGCAUUUUUUCUGCACCUAUUCCAUGCAACAAAUUACUUGGAAAGCAGAGAGCUCAGGGAAGCACCUGCUGCCCUCACUUGCUGUUGCAGUGAGAGAAACCCAAGUGUCUUAUGAGUCCUGCUAAGAAAAUGACCUUCUGUAACUAUUACAUUAAUCAAUCUUUAUAGUAUGAAGCUCUAUUAUGUUUAUGUGUAUUAGUUCAUAUUGAAAACUGUAAUGGAAAGAGGUAUAGAAAUUUUACUGGACACUUUGUUCAUGCUUAAAUAAAAUAAGUUUAAGGACUUUUAUUUUAAAUAAAAUAAGUUAAAGGAAGCCUAGAAUGCCCAUGAAGAAUACAGGAUACCUCUAGGCAGCCAAGGUAAUGCCAGCAUCCUCUAACACAUCUCCCAGCUUUGUCUGGGAUCAGAGGUAAGUAACUACAGCAAGACUGACUCCAGCAACAUCUGGGUCAUUAGGCACGCAGCACAAAAGCUGCAAAACUGUAGCUGCUUUGCCAAGUUUUGCUCUGAUUAACAAUCAGUUGUGUGGGUGUUGCUGAUUAGUCAAAUUGUGCUGUACACGGACAUUUGAUGGGUACAGAAACCCUGUGCAAAGCCACAUUUAAGGUGCCCCAGUUUGGCUGGGAUGCCUUUUGUGACAGUUUUCCUGGGUGCUCGAGUGGACAGGGAUGAUCCAGAUUGCUGCUGGGAUGCUGUGAUGAGACCAGGGGCACCCCGAGCCCGCCCCGGGCACAAGGUACCGACACUCCCUCCCCAUGGCCAGCGGCACAGUCCGGGCGGGGCCGGGGGAACAGCCCCCAGGAGCACCCCCAGAGUGCUGGGCAGUGUCACCUGUCGUGACACCUCAGUUCCCCACUCAGGGCAGUCCCGGGGCUGGCCGGGAGCCCGCUGGGCAGCGCCGUGCCGGUCUCAAAUCUCCCCCCGGGCGGGAUUUGAGAGCCCCGGAGCGCCUGUGCUGGCCUGGCUGUCGGGAGGGGCAGCGAUGUGCUAUCCCCUGGGAGCAGCCCGAGCUCUCCCGGCGCUGCCGAUGUGCCCAGCCCCUCCGGCCGAGGCACCUGCCGGCCUCCUCACGUCACCAGGCUCCGGAUAUAAAGCGCAGGCGACAGAGCAUCCCCAGCGCAGCUCCCCGAGACGCGCAUCUUCAGGGAGAGAGCCACUCGCGGGAGGAGAGAUGUUUUAUUCGGGGAUCCUGACAGAGCCGAGUAGGAAAGAAGUGGAGAUCAGGGAAGCGGCGUCUCUCCGCCAGCAGAGGAGGAUGAAGCAGGCGGUUCAGUUUAUUCACAAGGAUUCUGCAGAUCUCCUCCCUCUGGACGGGCUGAAGAAGCUGGGCACUUCGAAAGAUACUCAACCACAUAACAUCCUGCAGAAGCGCCUGAUGGAGACAAAUUUAUCCAAGUUCCGAGGCAGCCGAGGCAGCUGGACUCCAAAGGGUGAUCUCUCAUCACAGACCAACAAGCUGAACCAAACCAAACUGGGCAGCUCGAGCAAAACAGAGGAUGAAGAGCUCAUAGCGGUGAGCUGCCAGUGUGCGGGGAAGGAGCUGAAGGCCGUGGUGGACACCGGCUCACAGCACAACCUCAUGUCGUCCGCCUGCCUGGACAGGCUGGGGUUAAAGGAGCAUCUCAAAGCACUCCCUGUUGAAGAUGAGAUGGUUUCACUGCCAAACAAGGUGAAAGCCAUUGGCCAGAUCGAGUGUCUGUCCCUCACAGUGGGAGCGGUCCCCGUGGAGUGCGCUGCCCUCGUCGUGGAAGACAACGAGCAACCCUUUUCCUUUGGGCUGCAGACACUGAAGUCUCUAAAGUGUGUCAUAAACAUGGAGAAGCACCACCUCGUUCUGGGGCAGAUGGACAGGGAAGAAAUCCCAUUUGUGAGCAUUGACAGUGCUGAGGCAGGAGAGCAUUUGGAGGCAUAAAGAGGAGUUGAAACGCCAUCCCCACACAAGAGCUUGAUAUCAAAGAAAUCCUGUGCAGCUGUUCCAGAUGAAACAGCAAUGCGCUGCUUUGAAAACAUUUAUACUAGGCUACAGCUUGAGUAGAGCUAAAUGAAAUCCUGUUUGUAGCCAGUAAUUUAGAGAUAUUGUCAUGUUUAUCUAUGGGUUUUGAGAAACAAACUUAUUGUGCUUAUUUUCUGGACUUUUCUAUAUAGUGUCCUCUUUAUUACAAACAGUUGGGAAAACCUUAUGAAUUUCUUCUGAUGAUAAAAAUACUUUUUAUAGUGGCCUCGUAUGAGUAAUUGUACUUAGCUGUGAUUAGAGGCUAUCAGAAUGAGAUUUUUAUUAAUGAUUUUUCCAGGGGCUAAGCAUUUAUAUUCACUUAAUUGAUAUUGCCACAUUCAAAUGGCCAUUACCAGGAAGUUACUUCGAGUGAAAUAACAAUGUUAAUACCACCUAGGAAUUAUAGCUCAUCCUGUUAGCAUAGUAUUGUUGCCAUGUAAUUAGGGAUGCAGCUGCUGGCCUGAUGAGAAAGAGCAAUUGCAGAAUUAUUAAUGGGUUACAGGCUUCUCUGCAGUGGCGUGGCAGAAGCACAGGAACAGGGUUUGGGAAGGCUCCCAGAGUGGGGUUGGCACCAGGACAGAGGCUCGAAACCCUCUGAGGAGGGAUCCUCUGGGCAAGUCUUGGCUGCCUUCCUAUGGGGUAGUCAAGUAAAUCAACCAUUACACUGGCCCAAAAAGCAACAAAAAGCACAGAAGUGUGUUGUGUGGAGAGCAGCAGAUGCAGUGCCCGGGGUUGCCCCUGCCACCAGGACCUGUGCCCACCCCUGCCCACCCAGCACCCAGCCUGAAGCCCCUGCAGCGCCCAGGCCACACCUGGUGCAGGUUACUGACUCCAGCUGCACUUCAGUGCUGCUGCCAGAAAUGCCAUAUUUUUUAUACCUGUCUACAGAUUGCUUGGGUUCUUAAAUACAACCCUUGAUGACCCUCAGGGGAGGUGGGAGUUUUUGCCAGGACAAGCUUUCUGUUUGGUUUCACUGUCCUGGAGCAGCAGGGUUGCUACUUCCCGUGCCACAUGAUAUUGCCUGGGGGAGCCUGGCCUCACACAAACUCAGAUUUUCAUGUUUUCAAAACCUAACGAGAAUUAAUUGCUGGGAUCUGCUUGAAGAGGCAUCUUUAAAAUUCAGAAUAACAUGUGUGGUGUUGUGCAUCUGCUGAUGGCCAGUCCUGCUGCAGCUGGAUCCUUAAGGGGUCAGGUUGUGCUGCAGGAGUCAGGCAGCUCUGACUUAGCAAAAGCACUUUGGCCCUGGCAUCAAUGGCAAGCACCAGCAGCAUUCCUGCUUCAGAAGCCUCUUGGGUGGUUGUGGGUGAGAAUCAGAAAGUUUGGUCACCUCAUGGCCAUUGGCAGCCAGGCUCUUGGCAGCUGAUCCAGUGUGUGCCCACCUCUGCCAUCCCAUGCCUGCCACAGCAUCUCGGCUGGAGCUUUAUCUCCUGCAGUGGGUUUGGACUUCUUUUCAAUAUUGGGUACAUCCAGCAAACCUGAACUAUCUGUAUUUUGAGCUAUUUUCUAUUUUGGUGAUAAGCUUCAGUGCUUUCUCUACAUACAGUAUUUUAUAUAACACAGUUAUAAAUAUAUAUAUAUUUACAGGGUUGGGCUGCCCAGGGUAGUCCCACUGAUGUGUUGUAGAAAUAUUUCACUAAAUAUGAAAUAUAUUUGAUUAUUUUAUAUCCUAUGAGUUUGGUAUUUUGGUACUUUUUUCUUUCUGUGCCUAUUACUGUGUUAAAUGUCAAAUUAAAUCUAAAUAAAGUUACACUAUUAUUGCUGUUUA
Parus major (Great Tit) is the source of this 4391-nucleotide messenger RNA. It is a transcript of the gene NRIP3, whose product is annotated as nuclear receptor interacting protein 3. The transcript is spliced from 8 exons. Gene Ontology annotation, biological process: proteolysis. NCBI's taxonomy places the organism in Eukaryota, Metazoa, Chordata, Aves, Passeriformes, Paridae. Gene Ontology annotation, molecular function: aspartic-type endopeptidase activity. The record is from RefSeq and is a predicted model, not a curated record. Bases 1259 to 2545 code for a protein of 428 amino acids.